Molecule: messenger RNA, 3317 nt
Organism: Myripristis murdjan (pinecone soldierfish)
Lineage: Eukaryota; Metazoa; Chordata; Actinopteri; Holocentriformes; Holocentridae
Gene: afg2a
Product: AFG2 AAA ATPase homolog A
Exons: 17
Coding region: 99-2813 (904 amino acids)
Cellular component (GO): cytoplasm
Molecular function (GO): ATP hydrolysis activity; ATP binding
Source: RefSeq, a predicted model, not a curated record
AACGGAGGCGGGGCUAAACUUUAACCAGGAAGUUUACCCCGCCGCUGCCUGUUUACACAUGUUUGCACUUUCACGUGUUGGAGAAAUUUCCUGUUAAAAUGUCCUCGAAGAAAAAUAAAAGCAAAUCGAAAAGAGUCGCCGAUGCAGAGAGUUCCCCGGGACUGAAGGACGGCUCAGGCGACUCAUCCAGCCCGCAGACUCCGGGACAGGACGGCGGCGGCUGCAGAAACUCCUUCGCUGUCAUCGAUUUCAUUGAGAAAGCUGAUGACCGUACACCAAGGAGCUGCAGGUCGUCUCUCGCCCAGCUGAGCCUCGCCUCCAUGAAGGCGGCCGGCGUUUGUAUCGGACGUCCGGCUCUGCUGACGAGCGCCGCCGGACAGCAGGAGGUGUGUCUGGGCUGGCCUGUCGCCUCCUUCCCUGGUGGGCGGGUCGGCCUUCAGAAGUGUGUGCAGAGCAACCUGCGAGUGAAGGCGGGGGAGCCGGUGCUGCUGCAGCCGCUCACGGGCCCCGUGCUCCAGGCCGAGGAGCUGCUGCUCUCCUGCAGGCAAAAAGAUGACACAGUAGAAACAGAAGAGUUCAAGAAUUUCCUCCUGCGGUCUUUGGAUGGGAACGUCGUUCUGCCCGGGAACGUCCUCUCCUUGACGUACUUCGGCCGGGCCUGCAGUCUGCGGGUCGAGGCCGUGCGAGGGGAGGACGGCGUCACCCUCCAGAGGUCGGCUCCGCCCGCCGGCCCCGACCCCGACCCGGAGGAGUCCUCCCUGACGAGCUCGGCGCUGGGCUCCACGUCAGCCGACCUCUCCCUGCAGCUUAGCCUGCUCACCGUCGACGACAACAACGAUGACGACGGUAACAAGGACGGCGGCGGCGGGGUCCCAGGCACGCCCGGAGAGCCCGGUCCUGCGGCCAGCACCCCGCUCAGACCGGCCCGGGCUCCUUCCCCCUCUCCCCCCUCUGCUCCCCCGACUCCCUCCUGCGACUCCCAGAAUCCUCCUGCAGGUUUGGAGGAGAACGCCGUCAGCCCGGAGCAGACAGAGAGACUCCCCACAGCUCCCCCUGCUGGCGCCCUGAGCACCGACACCUUCUACUGUCUGUCCUGCUCCACCAGAGUCACUUUCACAGACAGACAGCGAGCCGGGCGAGAAGACCCGGAGGAGGCCGAGGCCAGAAGGUCAAAGGUCACGUACAGUAUGAUCGGCGGGCUCGGCAGCCAGCUGGACGUCAUCAGAGAGACGAUCGAGCUUCCGCUGAAACACCCCGAACUCUUCUCCAGCUACGGGAUCCCGCCGCCGCGAGGAGUGCUGCUGUACGGCCCCCCGGGCACAGGGAAGACUAUGAUUGGACGAGCCAUAGCCAAUGAGGUCGGAGCUCACAUGACGGUGAUCAACGGCCCUGAGAUCAUGAGCAAAUUUUACGGUGAAACAGAAGCGCGGCUGAGGCAGAUAUUUGCUGACGCAUCUCAGAGGCGGCCUGCGAUCAUCUUCAUCGACGAGCUGGACGCCCUGUGUCCCAGACGAGAGGCGGCGCAGAACGAGGUGGAGAAGCGAGUCGUCGCCUCCCUCCUGACGCUCAUGGACGGGAUCGGAUCAGAGGGCCAUUCGGGGCAGCUGUUGGUCCUGGGGGCCACAAACCGGCCGCACGCCCUGGACCCCGCCCUGCGCCGGCCGGGGCGCUUUGACAAGGAGCUGGAGGUCGGAGUGCCCGGUGCCGCCGAGCGGGCCGACAUCCUGCAGAAGCAGCUGAGCUCGGUGCCGUGCAGCGCCGCCGCCGAGGAAGUGACCCAGCUGGCCGACGCCGCCCACGGAUACGUAGGAGCCGACCUCGCCGCCGUUUGUAAAGAGGCAGGUUUGCACGCUCUGAGGCGAGCUCUGGGAGGCGGCGGCAGACCGUCCGACCAGCAGCUGAUGGGCCGGGUGACCGUCACUCUGCAGGACCUCCAGUGGGCGAUGUCUGUGGUGAAGCCCAGCGCCAUGAGGGAAGUCGCCAUCGAUGUCCCAAAGGUCCGCUGGUCCGACGUGGGCGGCAUGGAGGAGGUGAAGCUGAAACUGAAGCAGGCCGUGGAGUGGCCCCUGAGGCACCCCGAGGCCUUCACCCGCAUGGGCAUCCAGCCGCCGAAAGGAGUCCUGCUCUACGGGCCGCCCGGCUGCUCCAAGACCAUGAUAGCCAAGGCCCUGGCUAACGAAAGUGGGCUCAACUUCCUGGCAGUCAAAGGGCCGGAACUGUUGAGCAAGUACGUCGGAGAGUCGGAAAGAGCCGUGAGAGAAGUGUUUAGAAAGGCGAGGGCCGUGGCUCCCUCCAUAGUCUUCUUCGACGAGAUCGACGCCCUCGCCGGGGAAAGAGGAAGCUCCUCGGGCUCCGGCGGCGUCGGCGACCGGGUGCUGGCUCAGCUCCUGACAGAGAUGGACGGCAUCGAGCAGCUCCGAGACGUCACCGUGCUCGCCGCCACCAACCGGCCCGACAUGAUCGACAAGGCUCUGAUGCGUCCAGGUCGCCUCGACCGGAUCGUCUACGUGCCUCUCCCGGAUGCUCCGACGCGACGGGAGAUAUUUUCCCUUCAGUUUCGCAACAUGCCCGUGGCCAAAGACGUGUGUGUGGACGACCUCGUGACUCGGACCGACAAGUACUCUGGGGCAGAGAUAACGGCAGUAUGCAGAGAGGCCGCCCUCCUGGCCCUGCAGGAGGACAUCAAAGCCGAGCACAUCGCGUCCAGACACUUUGAAAGCGCCCUGAACGCCGUGAAGCCCCGAGUGCCGGACUCUCUCAUCCAGUCGUACGUCAGCUACCAGCAGCGGCACAGCGGUUUCUCCUUCUUCUGACCGCUCUGCUGUGGAAAAAAACUGACCAGGAGACAUUAACACCCAUGCCUUUUUUUUUUUAUGUUUCCCAAGAUCAAAUCAUUUUAGGAAUACAGUUUUGGAUUCGGAUAGGGCAUUAUCAUCAGGCCUUGUUCAUAACAUGAGGAACCAACACCGGCCACCAGCCAAACACUGCUAAAUUUAGUGUUAGGUUUCUGAAGUCCGCAGUUAACCAACCUUUUGUUUGAAGAUUGUGUUUGAUGGCUGAUAGAACAAAAGUGGUCAUGAAUUUUUCAGUCCGCGGGCCGUGGCGCCAGGUAGAUGAAAAGGUCCGUUUUCCCCGCCUGCUUGUUGAAAUGUUGGCUGCGCUGCUGAUACGUUUCAAAGAGACGGUUUAUUUUGACAGCUCAGCGGGCCAGUAAAUAUUUUUAUUUUCUGGCUCUGGAGUAUGAACUGAAAUGUCAGGUUUGUUCAUGUAAAAAUAUGGAUAAUAAUAAUGUAAUAAAGACAUUAUUUAUUCAUGUA